Molecule: messenger RNA, 4523 nt
Organism: Myxocyprinus asiaticus (Chinese sucker)
Lineage: Eukaryota; Metazoa; Chordata; Actinopteri; Cypriniformes; Catostomidae
Gene: ky
Product: kyphoscoliosis peptidase
Exons: 7
Coding region: 80-2635 (851 amino acids)
Source: RefSeq, a predicted model, not a curated record
CAGACCUCUACAACAGAAAACAAAACUUGGAUGAAUCUCCACUACAAACCCUUCUGACAGUGACAGACAGGCCAGAGGUAUGAGUUUCACAAUAACAAAAGAUAUCAACAACAAAGGCAACCAAACAGAAGAAUCUGCAAUUCAAACAGGAACCACAGAUUCAAACAAUGACACAAAGAAACACACCUUUGACUUCAAAGUCAAAAACAGUGUGGAGAAAUACGAGAUUCAAAAUGCAUCUGGAAGCCAAAUAGUGCAGACCAGAGGGAACACUGAAAACAUCAGCCCAGCCAAGAAUGACCAAGGAGGUUCACAGUUAGCGGAGCAAAAUCAUCCAAAGCACUUAACCAUUGUACCAUUACAAGAUGAUGUUGUUUCACAUAAGUUAUUGUUGGAGAAUUACCAAGGGAAGUUUUGUGAGGAACAACGGCCGAGCACAAAGCGGCAACUGUCCGCGGAGAGUGCAGCAAAGUCUGUAAGUGUAAGGAAGAGGAGCACUGUGAUAAAGAGCCAAGAAGAGAUUGUGAAACCCCGCUCACUUGCCAGCCCUGGCACACAGCCUGGGAGACCUUAUUUACCUGGAGUCUGCUCCUCUAAGAGGAAACCCAGGAAACUCCUGUUCUCCAGCACUGAGAUUUUCAACAAAGUAGACACAUACUGUAUCAAGAAAGGAAAGGAGUUGAGGGAACUGGAAGUAUUCUCUGCUCAAAAUAUUGCUCGUGCAGUCACUGAGGGGGCCAGAAAUGAUCUGGAGAAACUUAGGGCCAUAUGGAUCUGGCUAUGCCAUAAUAUUGAGUAUGAUUUGGAGGGAUACCUUGGUCUUUCUCAGAAGAUUUGCUCUCCUGAUGAGGUUAUCAGGAAGGGAAAGGGUGUAUGUAGUGGAUACUCUUGCCUCUGUGUGGAAAUGUGCAGGGAGGUGGGCAUUGAGUGUGUGGAGGUGAGUGGGUACAGCAAAGGUGUUGGAUACCAGGCCGGGCUCAGUUUAGCUGAGAAGCAUUCCGAUCAUGAGUGGAAUGCCGUCUUCGUUGGGGGACAGUGGUGGCUGCUUGAUGCGUGCUGGGGAGCUGGCACUGUCAACAUGGAAACCCAAACAUUUAUGAAGAGGUAUGAUGACUUUUAUUUCCUGACUGAGCCUAGUGAGUUUAUAAACUCACAUUUUCCUGAUGAUCAGACCUGGCAACUACUUACCACACCCAUCUCCAUGGAAGAAUUUGAAAUGAGACCCUUGAAGACCUCAGCGUUUUAUCAGUUUGGAUUGACCCUCACACAACCCACACAGUACAAAACAACCACAGAUAACGGGGAGGCACUUGUGUCCAUGAGCUCCUCCAGACCAUUGACCUUUUCAUACGAAAUGAGGCAGCGGGAUCCUCAGACAGGGGCUCCAAAGCAGGAGGAGCUCGACAGCUCCUGUGGUGUCCUGUCAGUGACACGUUAUGGGAUGAAGCUGCGAUUACUCCCCCCGGAACCUGGAGCCUACGAGAUUAAGCUAUUUGCCCAGCGAGAGAGUGAACCUGGUGCUCUGCGGUGGGUUUGUUCACUGGAGCUAGAGUGUACAAGCAUCCAACAGAGGCAGACCCUGCCUGAUAACCCCUACCAGAGCUGGGGCUUAGUAGCCGGGACAUCGGCACUAGGCAUCAAGAGCUGCAGUGUCCAAGGAGAAGAAGCUUUGGAAGUGGGUGACGGUGGGGAGUGCAAGGUGAUCCUACUCACAUCACGACCUCUGAUGAUGGUGUGUGAGCUCAUUCACCAUGAGCUCAGCACUGCUGUGGCCAGGCGCUGCCUUGCAUUGCAAACAGCAGCAGACCAGCUGGUGUGCAAUGUCAUGUGCCCAUACAAAGGAUUUUACCGUCUUUCUAUGUUCGCGCGGGAUUACGACAGUGAAGGUGGAACUUUUCAAAAUGUCGGGAACUAUAUGCUGCAUUGUCGGACCCAAGUGUUAAAUCCCAAUGCACUGUAUCCCGCUGACCUGGGCCUGUGGUGUGGUCCCGGGAUGCGUACUCAAGAAGCUGGACUAUCCCACUUUAGCCAUACGGGGGCGAUAGUGAAUGCACCACAGGGCCGCUGCAACAUCACCUUCCACUGUGACUCACCAGACCUGCAAAUACAUGCAGCUCUCUAUGCAGAGAAUCCAGGUGCUGAGCUGCACAGGGAAGCCCAUUUUCCUCUAUCCCGAUAUGUACUUCUGACAUUUACAGACACUAAGGUAACCGUGAGUGUGUGCACACCUAGUGCCGGAGUCUAUCGUCUUGGUCUUUAUGGACGCAAAUCACCUCAACAAGACUAUAUGCUGCUGUGUGAUUACAUUAUCAGGAAUGUGUGUGAUAGGCUUGAAGAUCCAUUCCCUUUUGUGUAUUCAGCAUGGGGAAAAGGGUGUGUGUUGUUGGAGCCACGUUCAGGUGUGCUGGCUCCGCAAAGCAUGGUGAGUUUCCGUGUCCGGGUACCAGGUGCCCAAAGAGUGUGUGUUGUUGGGGAGAAACGAACGGAUCUAAAAAUGAAUAAGAGCAGAGUUUGGGAAGGUGAAGCUCUCACUGGAAACGCCACGCAACUUAAGCUUGCCACUGUCACCAAAGAAACCAAUGAUAUGCAUGUUCUCAUGAUAUUUGAUGUCAUUAACCUGAAGAAUGAAUUGUGAAUUGACAUCUGUGAAGAGGACAAUGUCUACAUUCAUACUGCAGUUGAAUGUGGCCCAAAUCUUUUUUUCUUUUUCUUUUUCUUUUUUUUUUGCUGACAUGUGACACAGAUCUUUUGGAUGACAGUGUGAACUGCAAAUAUCGCAUUUAAUCUGACAUUUUCAAUCCUGAUCUGGACCACAUUCAUACUGUAAGUGGAAAUGUGUCAGAUACAUAUCUGACUUGAAUUCAGUGUGAUCAGUCAGGUUGUAAUUAAUGCAAUUAUUUUGACAAUCUAACUAUAUCAUUAGUAUUACUCUGCCUGGCCAAAAAAGAAAAACAAGUCACAUACUCUAAUAUUUCAUUGGACCUCCUUUAGCUUUGAUUAUGACGUGCAUUCAUUGUGGCAUUGUUUAAAAAAACUUAUGCAACGUCACAUCAUUUAUUUCCAUCCAGAGUUGCAUACAUUUUUGGCCGAGAUCUUGUAUUGAUGACGGGAGAGUCAAACCACUUUGUAAAGGCUUCUCCAGCACAUCCCAAAGACUUUCAAUGGGGUUAAGGUCAGGACUCUGGCCAAUUCAUGUGUGAAAAUUAUUCCUCAUGCUCCAUGAACCACUCUUUUACAAUUUGAGCCUGAUGAAUCUUGGCUUUGUCAUCCUGGAAUAUGCCUGUGCCGUCAGGGAAGAAAAAAUCCAUUGAUGGGAUAACCUGGUCAUUCAAUACAUUCAGGUAGUCAGUUGACUUUAUUUUAUUGUCGUGUAACGUUGCUGAGCAUAGACCUGACCAACUGAAGCAACCCCAGAUCAUAACACUACCUCCAGAAUGCACACUAUGCAUGAUGGGUGCAUCGAUUCAUGUGCUUCCCUUCUUACCCUGACGCGCCCAUCGCUUUGGAAUAGGGUAAAUCUGGACUCAGACCACAUUACCUUUUUACAUCGCUUCACAGUCCAAUCUUUAUGCUCCCUAGCAAACUGAAGUAGUUUUUUCCAAUUAGCCUCACUAACAAGUGGCUUUCUUGUGGCCACACAGCUGUUUAGUCCCAAUCCUGUAAAUUCUUAUCACAUUGUGCAUGUGGAAAUGCUCUUACUUUCACUAUUAAACAUUGCCGUGAGUCCUGCUGUCGAUUUUUUACGAUGUGACUUCAAGCAUUUUAGUGAUCUCCAAUCACGAUCAUUCAAGAUUUUUUUCUGACCACAUUUUUUCUGCGAAGCUGACAGUUCACCACUAUCCUUCCAGGUUUUAAUAAUGUGUUGGACAGUUCUUAACCCAGUUCCAUUGAUUUCAGCAAUCUCCUUAGUGAUCUAAAUCUCUUUGCUUGAUGCAGGUCAAUAAUUCGCCCCUUCUAAAACACACUAACAUCUUUUCUACAACCACCGGAUACAUCUUCCGACAUGGUUGUUUAAGAAAUUAGAAGAUACAGACUGUAUCAGUUAGGGUUCAAAGAAGUGUUGCCAGCUGAAACCUAUGAAUCACUGCAAUAAUGAUCCAAUCUUAGGCUCUUAAGUAUCUGCUUAUUUAAAUCCAAACUGUGAUUUUUUUGUUUGUUUUUUUUUUUUUGGCCAGGCAGUGUAUAUAGGGGCAAAACUAUAUUUGUUUCAAAUAUAUAUUUAUGUACAUUAUGUCUCAAAUAUUUUCUAUAGAGUGCAACUAUGCCCGCCCUCUUUUUUUCCCGUAAAUUUAUUCCAUAGGGAUUUCGUAAAAUCCUUCAUAACAGAGUUCUAAUCCAGAACCAGGCUGUUGUGCUCUAUUAUCAAGACUUGAGGUCUAGUUUCAUAUAAUAACAAAACAUGAUAUCAUGAAGUUUGCUGAUGAUGUUAUAAUGAACAUGCCAGGGAAGGGUGUUUAAUGUUUGCAAGCCAAUUAAGACCGGUAUCUCUUUUCAUCUACAUUUAAAAAGUCAUAUGAACAGCC